AUGACUGGAAAGACAAAUAUAAUAAAGCCCGUGAAUAUCUUUCUAAGCAAAUUGGAGAUAAAAAUGCUGAAGAGGAAUUAAUAAAAUGUGCCGAUGAGUAUGUUGUUGAUAAAGUAACAGACAAAGUAAUUGAAGAAAAGAAACGAGAUGUAAUUGACAGUAAGAAAGAUGAAAUACCAAAAACUGAAAAAGGUAAAAGCUUUUUCGGUGGUCUUUAUGAGACGGCUGCGAAACUUGGUGAUCAAAUAGAAAAUGCCCUUACAUUUGAUAAAGACAAACAUGAUGAUCAUGAGAAAGCAGAAGCUCUCAUUAUCGUUGAAGAAUCAGCCACUCCUGAAAAAUGCAAAGAAAUCGUUUCAAACCAAAAUGUUGAUGGCUGCAUUGAAUUAGGUGAUUCAGUUUGUAAUGAACUAGAUGCUCCUAAAGAUGAAAUCAUUACAACAAUUCAAAAGAAAGUUAAAAAUGAUAAACUUAAAACACCCGAGCGUAAACCAAGUCUUGAAACUGCCGUUAAUCUUGCAUACCUUAAGAAAGCCGCAUCUCA
This is a messenger RNA of Dentiscutata erythropus, 544 nucleotides long. Lineage: Eukaryota; Fungi; Glomeromycota; Glomeromycetes; Diversisporales; Gigasporaceae. The record is from the annotation of a GenBank genome assembly.